Molecule: messenger RNA, 10640 nt
Organism: Seminavis robusta
Lineage: Eukaryota; Bacillariophyta; Bacillariophyceae; Naviculales; Naviculaceae
Source: the annotation of a GenBank genome assembly
AUAUCCACGAAGCCACGAAUGCGACUGUGUGGUGAGAGAAUCGAAUCGCUGUGUACAUACAUGUACGGUAGCAGAGAUGCCGGGACGACGGACACUAUCUAGCCAGCCACUGCUUGCACCUUUAUGGAAAGACAAUGCUCAACAAGAAUGGCGCUGAGGUGGUUGGUGCGGAGAUAUUGCCAUCAAACAGCCGACUAUCAAAUUGGAAACGCAUGCGGUGGACGAACCGGGGUAUCCCGGCAGUCCUGUCACUUGACGUUCUUGUGGCAUACCUCCGGCAAACAUCACGCUAGCGUUUGCUAGUGGUACUAGCUAGGCGUAAAUGUUGCCUACCUGAUAAGCCACAAGGAGAAGUGCAUCGCAACGGUUGAUUAUCAACAUCUGACCACCAGCUUAGUGGAGUUCCGAGGUGGUCCAUCUGAUCCUACAUGGUGGCGAAUUUCAACGGUAUGUUGCGGAAUUGUACCCGACCAAGCCACUCAUCCUUGUCCAUAAGCUAUAUUCCGCCUCUAGCUAUAACGGGGAGAGCUCAAACUUACUCCAAUCUUGACUUUCAGACACCGUCAUGUUUUGACCAUGGUCCAAUUUUUUGUGAUGGAGAGUGGCGAGUUUUUGCGUUGAAAGAAGCAUGUUAGUCGAUUGAGUCGAUGCGCCACUGAACUUGACAGGAGAACACAAGACUUAACGUGGGCGCUCCAGGCGUUCUGGGGCGCCAACAUAACAGCGAUGCAUCACAUCGACCUGCCACUGAUUUGCUUGCCCUGUUAUUGUUGUUUGUUGUUGUUGAUGGUAGCAUUUAUUUGUCUCUAUUAGCUUGCAAGAAGGUACAAGUGCAUUGCGUGUAUACAUGGCAGAAGCCUGCACGUCUCGGCUAAAGAGAGUUUGAGAGAGAGGUCGUUAGAGACUGCAGAGCCCAUUGUUUGUUGUCCCAAAGCAGAGAAGACAUUGCUUUCUGGGAUCCAUCGGCGCCGGCUGGUCGAAGCAUUGCCUGAUCGACUUGGUCAGCAUUGUCAUUGACCAUGUCUGAGUCCUCAUCAGAUGAAUAUGAGUUCGAGGGCUCGCCUCCGCAUCAGGCGAACGAAGAAAGCGAUUUGACGGCUCCACAGGACAAUACGUUGGCUCCUGUUGUUUCCUCGAAAACCGCUAGCAACGUAGAAGCAGAAGCAGUUGCCCCCAACAGCAAAGCUGGAGCCCAAGAGAAGAAGCUCCCCCCACAAAAGGCCAAAGGAAAAGCGUCCAAGUCCAAAGCCACUGAAAAGACCACAGCCAGCAAGAAGCAGAAACCCAGCGCAAAAGCGAAGAAACCAGCACAAAAGACCACCAAGAAAGGUACCACCAAGAAAGCUUCUGCCAAAGGAAAGGCGACAACCGCUAACAGCAAAGCUCCUGCCAAAGGAAAAGCCACUAAAGCUGACACCCCAGAAUCCACUGCAAUGGACCUUUUCUCAAAGCAUUACAGAGAAUUUGAACGUUGUACGACUCGACUGGAGAAGGUGGACCUUUUUGGAUUCUUCUGGGACGAGGCUCCUGAAGAAUUCGUCGAAGAUUACACAGCAAAGAAAGGGUCAACGGAAGAUGGAAACGCUAAAGAUGAUACCACAAAGGAAGAGGAGUCAUCAGAAAGCGACAACACGGAAUCAGAAGGUGCAAAAGCUCCAGUAGUAUACCCAAGCCAUCCUCCUGUCAAUUGGGAAAUGGUGCGACGCCGUCGAGAUCAUGGGCGCUAUGUUCUAGAUAUCAAGCAGCAACGAGAACAAAGCUAUGAACAGAUAGUGCAGUACUGGCGACAUGAACGCAAGGGAGUAACGACGCCGAAUCCCCCUGUUCUACACGCCAAAGGCGUGCAUUGGGACUUGUUCAAAGAGGAUAUUCUGGGAAUGUGCAACAGUGCUGCAGAGAGACGCAGCCCAGAAGAACCGGAUGAUGGCAAAGCGGGGUCCUUGUCACAUUCAAUCAAGAAAAUCAUUGGGGUCUUGGAGCAAAUAUACGAACGGACUGGUUGUCGUCAAAUGAACGAACUGGAAGUUGCGAACAAUCGCGAACAAUUCACAGGAGCGUUGGAUCGAACUACGAACACCGAAGCUGCUUUUCAGGGAAAGUGGCGUCAGAUUCCAUUCCCUGAAAGACAGUACGAAAGAUUGCCCACCAAGAAUGUUGUCUGUGCGGGGCUUUCAGAGUUGGACGAGCGAAUUGCAUCCUACGAACUGCGUACCAGCCUGCCAGAUUCGUUUGUUGGUGUUUCAUACAAGUAUGAAGACGACACUGGAAAGAGCGAGGCAUGGAUGAAAUCUGUCCUUUCUGAAACUGGAGGAAAGAAAAAGGCACAGGAAGCUGCGAUGGCAUUAGCAGAGGACGAAGGCGUCAUUCAAGCUCAAGUAAAAACCUGCAUGGAAAUGUUGUUGGUAGCUGUCCAGGACAAAUGCUUGACCGAGGCUGACGUUUUGCACCAACCAGAACUGCGUAGUGCCAACUGGGAAGAAGGCAGUGGGAAGGUGGUGCGCAUAGAAGAACCCGACCAAGAGGUAUCUGAGUCAUCGCCAGAUCUUGUGGAACAGCCAGUUUGGGGUAUUGACUGCUACACUCGCAGAAACGUGUCAAUUUGCUUGUCGACGGAGUUUGAUCAGGAGACAGCUCUUGUAUUCAUCGAGAAAUGGUUGUUGCCGGCGAUCAAUGCCUGCCCUGUUGAUUUGGCACAUGACAUCGCAAAUGCCGCGUUGAUUUUGGAAGGUCUCCCUUUUACUUGUACAGACAAACAGAACACACCCGGGGACAAUUCAAUAACUACCGAGGAGCGGUGGAGUCACUCGCUGAUUGGAAAAUCAUUGAAGAACAAGAUUCAGACGACUGGACCUCCUUGGUUGAAACUGGCAGCACGUACACUACGACGAGCCCGAGAGACAAUGGGGCCGGACUUCUUCCGGGUUCAUCCCAAAGGGCACGGUUCGAUUGUCCUUCGUCCAGUGAUAAAGCCAAACACAUUGGUGACUUACUACCGCGGCGAAGUCUAUCCGUCUUGGAGAUGGGGAGAGAAAAUGGAUGCGAUCGACAUCACGCAAGCUCGCAAGAAGCUAAAACCAGCGUUGCCUGAUUUCUACAACAUGGCCCUGGAACGCCCGCAGAAGGACCCGAGAAAAUACGGAAUGCUCUUCGUGGAUGCUUCACGAAAGGCAGGACACGGCAGCGCUGUAUCGCAUUCUUGCGCCCCGACGUGUGAAGUUCGAGUGGCAGCAGUCAAGGGGGAGCUGUGUCUCGCAAUGACAACGCUUCGUGAAAUAGAAAUGGGGGAAGAACUGACCUUUGACUACAAUGCAGUAACCGAGUCACUGGUCGAAUACCGCUCGGCAGUGUGUCUGUGCGGGUAUGGCAAAUGUCGGGGUUCGUUCCUUCACUUUGCUACAGCAGACUGCUAUCAGCGAGUUCUCGACAGAAAUGCUCCUAUCGCGGUUCGGUUCGCCAGUUUGGCCAAGGGAUGCAUGAAAGAGGUCAUGUCUGACGAAGACGAAAAGACUCUUCGAAACCAUGGAUUUCUGACGGCUGCGUUUGGCGCAAUCGCCGUGAACCGCCACAAAACAUCUGGGUUGCAGGACAACGAUGAAAUGCUGCUGGAUUCUAUGGACAACGUUCCAGUUUGGCUAAGAACGUAUGUCGCCGAUGUCCUGCGCUACAUUGAGUACGAACGCCGUGCGCUGCCUAUCUCUUUGAUAUGCGAAGACCUCUCGAAAUCGAAGGUUGACGCUACAUGUACCACUUUAGAGGUAAAACCAACGGAGGCGGGAAGCAGCGUUGGUGAUGCUGAUGAAAGCGCGGACGCCGGCGACGAUCCGGCAAGUGAGACGGGAAACGACAAACCCGCCAAAGCCUCCAAGCCAAUGCCCAUCUUUUUCUUUUAUUGCAGGGAAAACGACACACGUUUCCGCUCCAUUCUCAAGGAGGAAGAGGGAUUUGAAGAGAAGGACCUACCAGGCUUGGAGUUUACCAGAGCCAUCAAGCGCGUCGCCGGAACUCAUUGGAAGCGAUUGAGUGCUGAUGAAAAGGCAAAAUGGAAGCAAAAGGCUGAAAAAGACUGGGAAAAGCAGAAUUGCCAAAAGAAGGCCUUGGCUGAGAAGAAGCGCAAGCAGGCGCCCGCUGUCGAUGCGAAGAAGCAAAAGGCAAAGAAGUCAAAAAAGAAAAAAGAAAGUCUUGAAAGUAAGUUUGAGUCGUCGAACGUGUCCUUCCAAAAUGCGGACGCCGAAGGUGCUUCAGCGAUGGAACAAAGAAUCCAACAACUUGCACAGUCUCUCAGCCGCGUGGGUCGUGUCCUAGACCGACACCGAGAAGCUGUCCACGUGGCUGAAGACGGCGGAGCCGAGGCUUCGGCUGAAACUAUUCGCAGUCAAGUACACGCGCCCAUCACAGUGGCUUCGGAUGAGCAAAUUGUAGCAUGGCUGUGGAAUGGAGACGGACUCGUCCCAACGUUGUUGGCGAAGAUUGAAUCGGAGGAGUGCGUUAGCCCAUCGUUGAAAUCAGCCUGCAGGGACAUCAGGCAAAAAUACGAAGCUUUGGACAAGUUUGGUUGUUAUUGGGCGCUGCCAGAAGACUACAGAGAUUACCCAAUGAAGCCAAGGAAGGCCAGGAAGAAAGUUGCGAAUGCGCUAAUGGAGUUUCGGAAAGCAAUCCUGAGAGAGUUGAAAGUCAUGGCCAGGGAUUUCAAGAAGGGAAAACAGCGAGAAAAGUUGGAACGCAAGAAGCGCCUCCUUGAAGAUAAGCUUGCCAAGGGUGCCCCAGGGACACCUUCUACUCUCACAGAUGAGGCUGUCGAGUUGUCCUCCGAAGCGAAGGAAGGAAACCAACUCCAAGACCAACCAGAAGCCACACCGGCCUCCAAAGAAACGCGUGCUGUCUGUCUCGAAGGGAUCGAGACGCCUCAUCAGAAGCCAACGAAUGGCUCCUCCCCUGAGCUGGGCGGGUCCCACCCGCCUCCUGACGACAAACAAAAAACAACUACUUUGCCCGAGGUGGGUUCUUGCGAUUCGAGCAUGGCCACUCCUUCGUUGCUUUCGGAGGAUACCAAAGUUGCGGACAAUCCGGCAAUCAUUUCACGCGAAGUUUCUUCGGAAGUUGAAGAAGCCAAGGAAUGCGUCGAGAAUUCUUCGCCUUCUUGCCUUGCUGCUUCCGCCGGGGGGCCAGACGGUGUGGAUUCUACUGCUUGCAGUAGCCACGUGAAUGCCAACACAGAAUCGUUGCAAAUGGUGGCAUCUUCAUCAGCGGGGAGCCAAGAAAGAGCUAACGAGCCUGCUGCUUCUAUUGAGCCGAGUGAAGCCUUGGAUGCCCCAAGAAGCUGCAAGCAGACCGUGUCCCCAGAAGAUGCGAAAACUGAAGUAUCGACUGUCCUGCGUGAUCUUGUUGAAGCAGUCGUAGCGCGAGCAGAAUCCGUUAAUAAGAGUAAGGAGGUAACGAAAGAAAAGAUAGGCCAGAAAGACGACGAUGACGACGAAAAACCGAAGCCAUGGCUCAAGCAUUAUGCUCAACGAUACAAGCUACAAGCCACAGCUGACUUGCUUCUUUUGUAUGCCAAAACAAGCACUUUCUUUUUGAUGCAACCGUACAAACCAUUGAAGUCCACGCCGAUUGAGGUUUAUGCCAGGGAAAUCGGCAAUGCGGUUCCUCGGUCAGUCAUUGAUGAAUCGAUUCGAAAGACAACAGCCAAACAAUCCCCCAGUUCUCGACCCAAAGAUGAGACGACGCCCAACACGAAGCCCAAAGACGUAGAUACUUUGGAUGAGGAGCUGUGCAAACCGGAUGAAGUUGUUGCGGAAGUCACUGUCAGGUACCAGGGUGACUACGUGUUGUCCCAAUUGCUGCAGUGGUUCAAUGCUGGAAUAGGGCAGGCACCAGGUCUGCCUGAAACUCUUGGCUGCAUACGCCUACCUGCCAUCUCAGGGUGUUGGGCGCAGAAAUCAGGGAGCAUCCCAAAGACAAAGGUCGACCGGCCUACGGUUUACGAAACUAAGAUCAGGCCUUCCUUGGUGGACUUUUUCAGCGACCCACAGAAACGUGGGAGCCCUUGGCCCGGCGAUCUCAAGGCAGCUUUCUCGAAAAAGGGCUCUGCGGAUUUGGCAUCAGACACAUCACGCCAUUGGAUACCACUUGGGUCACCAGUUCUCGACCUUCUUGUCACCGGCGAUGAUUCCAGUAUACUCUCCAUUCUGGAUGAAUUUGGUGCAGACGAGGCAAAGAAACGAGAAUCUGGCUUGCUUUCAACGUUGGACGAAGGUCGUCCUGCGCAGGCUGUGUCCAAUUGGGUGCAAUGCGAGAAUCCAAACUGUUUGAAAUGGCGACGCAUCCCUUGGCAUGUGGAUAUUGAUGUACUGGCACAGAGAUUUGUUUGCAGUGACAACAAGUGGAACAAGGCCUCCAGAUCAUGUGAUGCACCUGAAGAUGACUACGAGGAGGCAGACAAUGAUGUUGUUGGCUCAUUCUCGCCUGGCAAGAAGCCCAUUAAAGCAAAAGUGAAGGAGGAAGGUCCCGAGGUCCCGACUGCGAAGAAGGCACUAACAAUCUCGGUUGCCGCAGAAGCGACCAAACCCGUGGACGAGACUCUCAUCGUACCUGGUGCUCGAUUUGAUGUUCUCCGGAAAGGCAAGUCGAAAUUUUCGGUUGGUGAAGUGGUCGAAGUGACAACUUCAGUGGAUGGAGUAAAGACGGCCAAGUUUCAUUUCCCAAAGUUGAAAAAGGAUUAUGACGAGUACAUUGAGUUCGGUUCACGCAUCGCUCCUCUCUACUCCAAAGUUGCCCCGCCGGAAAAGCGAAAGAAAGGGGAAAGUCAAAAACAGGACAGCAAGCGCCCUCGUGUUGAUGGUGCUUCUGCUGCGAGUCUGAAGGAAAUCAAACGUCCUCGUGUUGACAGUGGUUCUGCUGCAAGGCAGGAGGAUAUCAAGCGUCCUCGGCUUGAUAAUGGUUCUGCUGCAAGUCAAAUGGCGUUGUUUGCGUCUAACGAGACAGGGUUGUCUUCUUCGGAUCCCACAUCAACCCACAACAUUGCAGACGGUGGUAUUUCGUCGCAUGCCGAAGUGGCUGCGAAAUCGCCCCAAGCCAAUUCCGCCGCGGAGUCUUCACCCAAGCCCGAUCCAGCCGGGGUUUCUGGAAUGGUUGUGAGUCCUGACCGACUUGUUUCCUCCAUGACUAUUCCCCGCAAAAAGAGGGAGCAACAAAAAGACGAUGCAGCUCGAUCGCUUGUCAGCACGCUGUUUGGAACGGCGAAGACAAAGUGCGUAGGUCCAUCGCCCCCGAAAGUCAACGUAACUGCAAACGAAGCAGUUUCGCAUCCAUCUGAGCCCCAUCUAGCUGAGAGUUCAGCUCCACUGCCGGCCAAGCCCCCUUCCUCUGGCAAAUUGCAAAGCGGGCCAGGAGCUGCUGAAUCUCCUGUUUCCCACCCUGUUGACGCAGAAUUCGUGAAGGAACUGAAGCAGAAGAUGAAGCGAAGAGAGAAGAACAAGCCAAGGAAAGAGAAGAGAAAACAGGAAAAGAACAAACAACAGCACGAAGCUUCCUCUGUGACCAUCAGUACAACUGGAUCCGGUGAUUUUGCUGUGUUUGGUCACGCAGCAAGUGCUGGCGCAGCGUUGUUGGAAGGAGGAGAACUGGAAGAGGGAGAAUUGGAAGAAGGGGAAGUAAAAACAAAUGUUGCCCCCGGGCAACGGUUGCAAGAGUCUAUGCAAGAGCAAACUUUUGCAAGCCUGUCGCAGGUAUCCAAUGUUCAACAGGCAACCGCAAGCACUCUCCAAGCUGCAGCUGCCGAAAUUGGGCCUGAGGCACUCGGAGCCCUUUCUUCUUUGAUGAGCAUGAGGAUUCCCAGAAAUCAUCAGCCUGACCGAUUUGACCAACCCAACCGUCACAUUUCCACAUCGAGUAUGCAAGGAGAGAGAUCUGACCUCGUAGGAGGCAGGCACGUCGCCCGGGCGCCAAACACAAGCAAUAACAGUGCGUUUCCAACUCAGCAGCACGUCCAUCAGAAUGCUCGGAGCUUUCCGCAACGACCCCCUGAGCCUAACCCUACUCGAGAUGAGAUGACCCAGCAAAGCGUAACUCAGGUCUACUCGGCGAUGGCGAGGGAAAACCAGAAGGAGCUGCAACGGAUGCAAAUGCAGAAUGCAAUGAAUGCUCAGAUCCAACGGCAAAGGUUGCAACAAGUUCAGAGUGCCAUGAUGCAUGCUGAGAUCCAACGGCAAAGAAGCGGCGCAUCCUUCUUUCAAGCCCCCCCUCGUUCGAUUCCAGACCAUACAUCUCGGCAGUCGCGUCCGCAUGACAACUACAGCGACUACGCGGCGGACUUCAGAUUCGGUGGUGGCUAUCGCUAUCGUGACUAUCGGCACGACUACAGUAGGCGAUAAGAGUGUGCUGAACGACAUUUCAUAGUCUUUCUCCAUACAAAUAGCUAGCUAGCCUUCCGAUUCAGCUUUGCAUUUUCUGGAAAUUAAUCCCGCAAUUCUUUUGACAGAUCGAGUAAUCAGUCUUAAGGGCAGGAAUAUGCCGUAGCGGAACAUUGAGCCAAGAGCUACCCGACAAGCAUCAACAAACAACAUUUUGCAUGUGUCUAAAAGUGAAUUCAUCAUCCCUCUUUGAUUUGCCCUCCACUUGAUGCCGAAGGCGAUUGCCUGGAGACGAGAUAACCCUCGUUCAUCCUUCAGAAGACGCAUUGCGGACUUUCUCCGUUGGCUGCAUGGUCGAUAACGUGUCGAUACGUGAAGAGACAAACAACGGAACAGGUACUUUCAGGAACAUGACGUCCUCUUUUAAAAGGCCUAAACCGUGUCCUCUGUAACACAUCAACUCAAGCGAGCACAGCUGGCAACCUACCUUUUCUCUGUGAAGAAUACUUUGGAUAGGGGCACCAGCGCUUUCAUCAACACCGGCCGUGCCGCGAUAACUUCCUCUCUGGAGAGGGACUUGACAGUGGAGUUUGAAGCAGGUGGCAACGAUGCCCCAUUUUUGUAGAAGAUUCCAAUUUCCCCUAUCUGCAACUCAAAGAAUCCAGGCCUAAAGUUUGGAAUUGCUGUCAUUUGUUCGGCGAUGGCGAAUUUGCUCAUAAUCAAGCCAAUCUGAAAGAUGCCCAGAGUUUUGUUGAACUGUGCUGCAUCCGAAACUAACCGUGGCCCUCGUACCAAGCGGAAGUCUUCAAAAGGCACUUGGAGGGUGAAGAACUCAUUGUCUCGUUUUGUGUUGGGAAUUUUGACUUGUGCUUGAUACAACUGUUCUCCUCGAGCACUGUCAGUCCUGGUUGUAAGUUUCCACACUCUGCGAUGUGCAUCAUAGUCACUUGUCAGGCGACAUCUGAUGUAGAUCCCUUCAGAGUCUGAAACGUCAAGCCUUUCCGCGAAAGGUAAUGUACGAGCACCUACGAACCCUCUGCAUUGGAUGAAAUGGUCUGUUGAGCACGAUUUCUCUUGUCCAAAUAUGAACCUGAACCAUCAGUCCUUCGCUUACCCUCCAUCGACCCGACAAACUCCACUCCAGCGAGCAAAGCUCUCUCCGGGAACCUGCCGAACAAAUGAGCUACUGAUACCACCCAUAACCGCAUCAUCGAUUCUUUCAAAGCGAUCCGUUUCAUUCAGAGAACUAUCCGAGAAAUCAAAAAUGGGUCUAAAGAUAGGGCCGCUUUGCACAACAUGAUUAUCCUCGGACAGAGCCAUCGCUUGUGUGACAAGUCCAUCAUACCAGUAUCGCUUCCCCUCAAUUCUUCCAUUAGAAGGCGACACAAACGCCGUUGAUGUCCCCAGCAACAAGGUGAAAACCAGGAGUUUCAUACAGGAGCUAUUAUUUGGUAAUAACAUCGUACGUGGUCAUGCAUGCAUGUAUCGUCCUUGAAACUUGAAAUUGAGGCUUCGCCAGGAGCCCUCAACGACGAGUUCAGGAAAAACGAAGCUGGUUGGAAACAACGUGUACCGUAUAUCUGGUUGGUUUGGCAAGUAAAAAAAAAUGUUGCCUCUUUUGUUGCUGCGAUGGCUGCCUUUGGGUGUAAAAUGAAGAUCCUCAAUGGGACAUAGUGAUGGGAAAUUGAGUCUAAGUUGGAUUCCAGCAUCAUCAACAAGAGCGAUGAAGAGGUAUUUUCUAUCAUGUUAAUAGUAAGAUUUUGGCAAAAAGUGAGCCUCGCCUUGCGUCCGAGACAUUUCUUUCGGAAUCGGGAUUGAAAAAGGCAAACCGUUUCUUUAAAUCCCAGUUAGUCACAGAUCAGAAAAGAAGAAAAUCCAUGAUCUCAAGUAAAGCAACAAUAAAUCCCCGUCAAUCGCUCAAGCCCUGUUUGACCACUGAAACACCUGUAAAGAGAUGCUUUCUCUCACAAGCAGUCCACCAACAAGAUGCCGUCGCGACAUCAGCGGCAAUCAGCGAAAGAUCACAUGAUCACUCACAAAUUCCUCAAAGAUCCAGCGGAGAUUGCCCCAGUUCGUUGCUGACACCUCCCAUCUUUCCUUGUAACCAAAACAUGGCCACAGCCUCAAUAUAAAGACAACCAACCACACUCAACAAACACACAGCCACAAUCCCCUUUGUUGCAUGUCUUGCAACACUCACUCUGCAUCCUCCAUCUCUUCAUCCUCAUCCUAAAAUGGUAACAGUUCCAGAGGAGUUAGAAAUAAGACCAUAGAAAAGCAGUAGAAACCAAA